Messenger RNA from Jaculus jaculus (lesser Egyptian jerboa), 2152 nucleotides. Its product is annotated as histone deacetylase 8. Gene Ontology annotation, biological process: regulation of DNA-templated transcription; melanocyte differentiation. Gene Ontology annotation, molecular function: histone deacetylase activity. The transcript has 12 exons. The coding region runs from base 303 to 2075 and encodes 590 amino acids. The record is from RefSeq and is a predicted model, not a curated record. Gene Ontology annotation, cellular component: nucleus. NCBI's taxonomy places the organism in Eukaryota, Metazoa, Chordata, Mammalia, Rodentia, Dipodidae.
AGGCUGGUUAGUUUUGACCGUAGUACUUGUGCCAUUUAAAAAAAAAAAAAAUCGAUCCUAAUUGGUAGCUAUUUGGCAGCUAUCUGCCAAGCCCCUUUUGUGAACUAAGGUCAUUAAAUGAAGGUCUGUAGUCAGAGAGAGCCCAUCCAUUCCCUCAACUGGAUGGGGAGCGGGGACAGUGUCUCCGGCGUAAGAGGGAAUGUUGACCAGGGAGCACCGCUACCGUCGUUCUGAGGAGCAGGAACUAGAGCCCAGGCUGAGUCCGAAAAAGAUAGGGUCCAGGCUGUGGUUGGACGUGGAACAUGGAGUUGUUGCCCCCGGUCUACAUUUACAGUCCUGAGUAUGUCAGCAAGUGCGACUCCCUGGCCAAGAUCCCUAAACGGGUGAGAGAGGCCAGCAUGGUACAUUCUCUGAUCGAAGCUUAUGCACUGCAUAAACAAAUGAGGAUAGUGAAGCCCAAAGUGGCGUCCAUGGAGGAGAUGGCCUCCUUUCACACUGAUGCCUAUCUGCAGCAUCUCCAGAAGGUCAGCCAAGAAGGCGAUGAGGAUCAUCCAGACUCCAUAGAAUAUGGGCUAGGUUAUGACUGCCCAGCCACUGAAGGGAUAUUUGACUAUGCAGCAGCUGUAGGAGGGGCUACGAUCACAGCUGCCCAGUGCCUGAUUGACGGGAUAUGCAAAGUAGCAAUUAACUGGUCUGGAGGGUGGCAUCAUGCAAAAAAAGAUGAAGCAUCUGGUUUUUGUUAUCUCAAUGAUGCUGUCCUGGGAAUAUUACGAUUGCGACGGAAAUUUGACCGUAUUCUCUAUGUGGAUUUGGAUCUGCACCAUGGAGAUGGUGUAGAAGAUGCCUUCAGCUUUACAUCCAAAGUCAUGACUGUGUCCCUGCACAAAUUCUCCCCAGGAUUUUUCCCAGGAACAGGUGACUUGUGUGAUGUUGGCUUAGGGAAAGGACGGUACUACAGUGUAAAUGUGCCCAUUCAGGAUGGCAUACGGGAUGAGAAGUAUUAUCACAUCUGUGAAAGUGUACUACAGGAGGUAUAUCAAGCCUUUAACCCCAAAGCAGUGGUCUUGCAGCUGGGAGCAGAUACAAUGGCUGGGGAUCCCAUGUGCUCCUUUAACAUGACACCAGUGGGGAUUGGCAAGUGUCUUAAGUAUAUCCUUCAGUGGCAAUUGGCAACACUCAUUUUAGGAGGCGGAGGCUAUAACCUUGCCAACACGGCUCGUUGCUGGACAUACUUGACCGGGGUCAUCCUAGGGAAAACACUAUCCUCUGAGAUCCCAGAUCAUGAGUUUUUCACAGCAUAUGGUCCUGAUUAUGUGCUGGAAAUCACGCCAAGCUGCCGGCCAGACCGCAAUGAGCCCCACCGAAUCCAGCAAAUCCUCAACUACAUCAAAGACCAACAGCUUCAGCUGACACCAUCAACUCCUGCCAAUAUAUCGGUUUUGUGCCAAGGCUCUGAAAUGCCAACUAUGUCAAGGCCUGCACUUGAUGUCAAAGGUGGCACCUCUCCUGUAAAGGAGGAUGCCAACCAGGAGAUGAACUCUCUGGCUUACUCUAACCUGGGGGUGAAAGAUCGCAAAGCAGUGACCAUCCUGCAUUACCCUGGGGUUGCUUCAAACGGAGCCAAGGCCAGUGGGGCUCCCACUAGCUCCUCAGGAUCACCAUCUCCAAUAGGCUCCCCUACUGUUACCCCUCCCACUAAACCCCCACCCUUCAACCUGCACCCUACCCCUCACCUACUGGCCAGUAUGCAGCUGCAGAAACUUAAUAGCCAGUAUCAUGGGAUGGCCGCUGCUGCUGCUACUGCUACUGCUACUGCUGUAGCCACUCCAGGCCAACUGGGGGAGGCAGGGGCCCUGCAAAACUGGGGCCUUGGGGCUCAGGCGGGAGAGGCGGGGUCACUGUCUCCUUCUUCGGGUGCCCAGAGCCCUGCUAUCAUUGAUUCUGACCCAGUGGAUGAGGAGGUGCUGAUGUCGCUGGUGGUGGAACUGGGACUGGACCGAGCCAAUGAGCUGCCAGAGCUGUGGCUGGGGCAGAAUGAGUUUGACUUCACUGCAGAUUUUCCCUCUGGCUGCUGAUGUCACAUGUCCCUAAAGAUGGAGGAACAAAGCCACCUAUUCUGUUGUAAAUAAAAAUAAAGUUACUUGCAAAGAGA